Hermetia illucens (black soldier fly) is the source of this 2128-nucleotide messenger RNA. Its product is annotated as peroxisomal carnitine O-octanoyltransferase. Gene Ontology annotation, cellular component: peroxisome. The record is from RefSeq and is a predicted model, not a curated record. The transcript has 10 exons. Gene Ontology annotation, molecular function: carnitine O-octanoyltransferase activity. The coding region runs from base 141 to 1994 and encodes 617 amino acids. NCBI's taxonomy places the organism in Eukaryota, Metazoa, Arthropoda, Insecta, Diptera, Stratiomyidae.
UUGCAGAAUUACGUACGAUAGCAAGGAGCACGUCGGUUUCGCUCCACUACGCCGGCAGUUAUUAUUUUACCAAGCUUGUGGCAAGUUGUCUUGUGCGGGGUUUGGUGAGAGUCCGAAGUACUUCAGAUUGGAGAUACAAUAUGUUGAGUCGCAAGGAUAUUUACUGGGCUCAGGAGGGAGAGCCAAAAACAUUUGACUGUGACGAAGGUUUGCCUCCUCUGCCAUUACCUAAACUUGAAGAUACUUUGGAACGAUAUUACGAAACCCUGAAACCCUUCGGGACCAAAGAAGAACUAGCAAACUCGCGCCGAAUUAUAGAUGAAUUCAAAAAUGGAAUUGGUAAAAAACUUCAUCAAAUCAUCGAGGACAAAACCAAAAAGGAGAAAAAUUGGGUGGAAAAAUGGUGGGAAGAUUACGGCUAUUUCUUCUUACGUGUUCCCUUAUAUCCAUACACUGUUAUGGUUACAGCAUUACCACUUCAAUGUGUUGGAAUUCAAGAGACCCCAGAAUAUUGCUUGAAGGGAGCUGCACGAUUAAUUUAUCACACAAUGGAAUUCUGGGAUUUAAUGUAUCAUGAAAAUCUUCGACAACAAAGUUCCCCUGAUGGUUCGAUACGGUAUUCAAUGACUUUAUAUCGUCGCUUUUUCUGUUCGUCAAGGUUACCAGGCGAUCCAUUAGACACGGUUGAAACACAUUUCAAGACACUGGCUGAAGGUGGUGGACCCACGCAUGGAUUAAUUAUUGGCAAAGGACGAAUUUUUAUAUUCGACUGUUUAGAUAGUAAUGGUAAUUUGCAGUCGCCACAGAGUAUACUACAAAUACUGCAGAUUAUUCGAGGCGCCAUAGAUUCAGACAAACUAGGUGACUGCGUUCCUGUACUAACUUGUGACGAUAGGACUAGUUGGGCUAAGAAUAGGCAACGCCUUCAAGAGCUGUCCCCUCAUAAUAAAGAUUUACUCAAAGUGGUUGAAAGUUCUGUCGUUGCGAUAUACCUUGAUGAGCAUUUACCAGGAGAUUACUCAGAAAGCUCACAACUAACCUUAGCAGGUGAUUUCCACUCAAAGUGGGGUGAUCGCACUAGUGUAAUGAUAGUAUACCCGAAUGGACACAUUGGCUUCAUCGGAGAACAUUCUGCCUACGAUGGAACAUGCAGUAUGAAUUUCAUGUUCUUUGCUCUGCUCAGCUUGCUCGAAUGCGGUGAACCAGAUUGGAGCGAAACUCCUAAGACAAUAACUGUCCCUAUAGAACAACGAUUUGAUUUAGAUGAUCAUCUAACUCAUGAGAUACAAAGAGUACUUAAAGAUUGUGAUGAAAGGUCGAGGGAAGUCAUUGUUUCUUGCGAAGUGUUCACAGAUUUUGGACGAUCAGCCAUAAAAGAGUGCCAAUUCCACCCAGAUGCAUUUGUCCAAGUGGUACUUCAACUGGCUUAUUACAAGAUGCAUGGAGAGAUUGCCCCAACAUACGAGACGGCUCUUAUGAGACACUAUUAUAACGGCCGAACAGAAACACUUCGAUCAUGUACCGUUGAUGCUGCCAAUUUUGUUAAAACUGCAACCAAUCCCAAAUCAUCGAAGAGGGAAAUAUACGAGGCGCUUAAAAAAGCCGUGAAGACGCAUAGUGACCUCAUGAAUGAAAUGCGGAAGGGAAAUGGAGUCGAUCGUCAUCUGUUCGGAAUGUGGUGUGCCGCGUAUGAAAGGAACUGGGAUAUUCCAGAAUUGUACUCGGAUCCGCUCUACGCCAAGAGCGGCGGAGGAGGCAAUUUCGUACUCUCAACGAGCACCUUGGGAUUCACUGUUGUCGCUGGAUUCGUCGCACCUAUGGUAACUGAUGGAUAUGGAUUUUUCUACAGCAUCACAACGAAACAAAUCAAUUUGAUCACAACUGCCUAUAGAACUAGUCAAAAAACGAGUGCCUUCAAACUUUCCUCGAUGAUUUGUGAGACAUUUAAGGAAAUGAAAGCAAUUGCCGAUGAAGUUGCCUCAGCGAAAUUGUAAAUUCAAUGCAAAUAUAUUUAAGAAAAUCUAAGAUUUUAAAAACUUAAGUGUAAGGUAAAGGUGAUAUUUUUUAUUCAAUUUUGUGUAAAGUGCAAUUAUUUCAUUCCAAUAAAUCAAAACAAAGAUGGAAUAUA